AUGGAAUGUUGUAGUCCAUGGAAAGGCGAAGCUACAUGUUGCAUGGAUUACGACCAAAUCUGUACGGUUGCCAAACACCCGUUAGUCGGAUGCCACUGGGAGGUCUCAACGAAUAUCGACAGACGAGUUUGCGGCAAUGCCGACUGUGCCCAUUGCGGAGAAGUGUGCGUCUUGGACAAGCUGAACAACUCAUGCGAAUGGACGCGGUUCCUGACAAGGUCGGGGUUCCUGUUUCAGAAGUUGGAACAGCGGACAAAACAGCUCAGUGUGCCACACUGGCGAAAGCAGGGCCUGACAAUCCUGAUGAAGUACUUGCCUCAUGGCGAGUGCAAAGCGUUCGGCGACAAGUGCAAGUGCUGCUGUCAUCCGUACGAGGUGAACGAAGAUGGAACGGCCUGUCGGUUGAAGAAGUAUUGCCAAGCUCUGACUUUACCAGCUGACUAG
Messenger RNA from Soboliphyme baturini, 444 nucleotides. NCBI's taxonomy places the organism in Eukaryota, Metazoa, Nematoda, Enoplea, Dioctophymatida, Soboliphymatidae. The record is from the annotation of a GenBank genome assembly.